Molecule: messenger RNA, 492 nt
Organism: Salvia hispanica
Lineage: Eukaryota; Viridiplantae; Streptophyta; Magnoliopsida; Lamiales; Lamiaceae
Source: RefSeq, a predicted model, not a curated record
AACAGGUUGCGCAGUUUUUAUGAAAAACACACAUUUUGUUAAAAAAUUAUUCUUUUCUACAAAAACCCCAGUAAAUCGGUGAUUGCUAAUCAGAGGCGAAUGGAAGCUCUGAUGCAACCUUUCGUUGGAGGUAUUACAAUGGCAUCCCAUUCAGAAUCAGCUGCAGAAAAGGGUGGGUUAAGAUGGGCGGUGAGCCCUACAGAAGAUAUGGUGCAAGCGUUGUUGGAGACUUUAGUUGAUCAUCUUUUGCCUUUGAGAGUCUCUAGUGUACCUCCCUCAGAAGAUGUUCAGAUAACUGUUGCCAAACAGAUGCAUGCAGUUGUUUUGCUGUACAAUUACUACCACAGGAAGCAGAAACAGUAGCUAGUAUUCCUUGAAUUUGUGGAUUUCUGCAAGUUGGCCAUUGUCAUCAGGCCUCCUCUGAUUGCGUUCAUGAAGAUGAUGAAGGAAAGUGAACCGCAGGUGAUGUAUGGUACUGAAGACCGGCUUUCA